AUGUCCUACACCCUGACCCUUGUGGAUCGUUGGCACCCUAAGAAGCCAGUUGCUUUCGCCGCAGUCCGUGCUCAGCUUCUGCGUGAGCUUGCGUCUCGCAUCCGCGUCGCUUCUGGCCUGGACGUCGAUCCCUUUGAUAUGACGCCGCCGAUCGAAGAAGCUGCCCGACACCAACAGGACCUCGACGAAGCGCGUACCCUUCUAGCGAAUGAUGCAGAGGUGCAGCGGUUGCUCACUCUCUAUGGACGUCUGCUUCAAUUCGACGCCAAUGUGCUGCUUCCUGGCUCACAGUGGUGGAGAUUUCAGAGAGGGUACAGCACAGAAGAGCACUCUCCGUUCCAGCUUCCCUUUUAUCCGUGUUCGACUCUCUUGCAAAGGAUCCGGAAACUAAAAGGGAUCAAAUCUCUACGGCCGCCACUACACUAUGCCCAGGUGCAGCCGCACCUGAAGCUUACUGUCGACAUCAUGCAUGUGUGUCUAACGGAUCAUUACCUGUUCGGCAGUGAAGAUGUCUUGGCACAGGAUGUUAUGCGCCUUUAUGAAGUCUACUGUUUUCUAAGCAACUACAAAAGCGGAGAGCAACUGACUACGAGGCUCCGGAGUGCAAUCCUCUACAGUGAGGAAGUAAGGCAGCGACUUGGUGUCUACACUCCAAUGGCGCUUUAUGCCAUUGCAAGAGGUGAAUCACCGACGGAGGCAAUGAAGCAAGAACUUCGGCAUGCUGAGCAGGUUCUCGUUCAGUGGAAGCAAUCUCAACCCCAGCAAUGGCAGAACUGGCUGCAACACCUAAAGCAGAGGAGACAGCUCCGUCUCCAACGCGACGGCGAGGCUCUUCUCUUCAGCAGAUGUGAAAGUGACAUUGAAUCAAAAUGGCAGGAGCUUAUCCAAGUCCGCAGAAGGCAUGGCUUUUCCCAAACUAACCUUGAGAUGAACGUAGCACUCAUUCAGACCAACGCUGAGGAGGACGCCCUAACUCUUCAGAAAGAGAUUUUCGCUGAAGCGGAAGAGGUCUUCUUCUACCACAUAGAUACGGCAUGUUCAGGAGGGAAAAGCGUCCAGCAAGUCUUGUCGCGAGCAGGUGACGGCGGCUCCUCGGACCAAAGUGGUAGCCUACGGGCUGCUAAUCACCUAUUACCGAGUAUCUGGGACUAUGAGGACAAUGAAGACGAGGGAGGUCCGGGACACAAAACGCACGGUGCGAUGGACGGAGAACGCACAGAGUUCUCUUUUGGGAUCCUUCUGACCGAAGGCCUCGAGGAACUAUCGUUCGAUGUGGAGCUACAACAUGCAGUAGAGUUUGUCUUCCAGCCAACACCUCCUGCAGAACCUAUGGGCGUGCCACUGGGUAGCAGCCCAUAUGGAACGCUUUCCAAUAACGGAGUGCCGUGCCAUGUCUCGAGAUCACUGUCUGAGGGCAGGUCUCACCCGCAUCUGCUCCGGGUACCAUCCACUUUUGGGCCAUCGUCGAGACGCGGCAGCUUCUUAUUUCAGGAGACGGAGCUGAGAUUGGCUGUCCCAAGCUGGGACGAGGAAAUGGCCUCGGCAGCGCAAGAAGAAGCUGCCGCAGUUGCAGCUGCAAUGGCUGCCGAAAUCGAACAGGAAGCCUAUCAAGCUGCCGCUGUAGUCGCAGCUGCUGCCGAGGCUGCCAGGCAAAUUGCUAUUCCGGAAGAGCCAACAAAAUUCGCUUGGCACACACACCGGAACCAACAUGUACCAAACGUCGCUGUCGCCGGGGAUCCGGGUGCACGUACGUCCGUGCGGGGAAGUCACGGCAAAAAACUUUUCGACAGAAGGCCUCUCUUUACCAGGCAGCAGGGACGGGAGCACGGGACCGGAGCCUCUGGAUCCCCUGCUGCCACGGAACAACACGCUUUGGUAGCGGCUGCCGAGGAACAAAGCCUGUCCUCCGGAGAUACGCACAGCAGGGCGGCAGCGGAAGGAAGAGUCGGCGGGGCAGUGGAGAAGCCUAGUCGAACGCUGAAAAAACUAGAGGAGGAACAAGUUGCCACUCCAGAAGUGUCCGUGUCCCCUCAUCCAAGCGCGGAAUGUCGCCGGCCCUCUCCACCCACUUUCGCUGCAAAUGCCAGUCACACCAGUCCGCCGAAUGACUCAGAGGUGGUCCCACAACAGCAACUGGCAGGCCACCAUGAAGCCACUGUGGUCCGGCAUCAGCUUAUGGGCAGUGGGGUGCCAAGUUAUUCUCAGUCUUGCUCGCCUCCUCGGCUUCCACAACCCAUUUACAGUCCCGGUGCCACAGACCCUGCGUUGCCUUUUCGGCCUCCGCGCCCUCACAUUGUGGCAUCAUCAGCCAGCGGGGCGCCGCUACCAACCCCGGCAGUUGUGGUAUCGCGGCCGAAGGCCACUGCGUGGUAUUCACAUCCUCGGGAAACUCUGGGCGAUUCGGCAGGUUACAACGUCUCGUGGCAGCGAACAGGUGGCCGAGCUGUCAGCGACAAAGCGUAUCGGCUGCUUCCAUUUCCAGCUCCUGAUUGGAGCUCGCCUUCGUCCAAAAAUGGUGUGCCUGAGCUACCUGGUCCUGCAGAGCAGCACGCGGGAAUUCUACAGGGAACGGAAACCUCACGCCUAUCUCGCCUGACUGAUGUAUGCGAGCAUACGCUGCCAAAAAUGUUGAAGGUCUUCCGGGUACCCUCCAGCAGCUAG
Molecule: messenger RNA, 2661 nt
Organism: Toxoplasma gondii ME49
Lineage: Eukaryota; Apicomplexa; Conoidasida; Eucoccidiorida; Sarcocystidae
Exons: 5
Coding region: 1-2661 (886 amino acids)
Source: RefSeq, a predicted model, not a curated record